AUGUAGUGCUCUUCUUAAGAGAAGGAAGACCUAUCUGACAUAUUGGCUUAAGUUAAGAAGUGGACAUGUAAAUCUUUGGGGUCAUAUUAGAAAUAUUAAUAAAGGAAAAAGUGAAAGGUUGCAUUGGAUAUUUUUCUGAUAAUGGAAAUCAAAAAUAUUUAGAUUCAUACGACAAGUAAAGAAAAUACCUCAAAUAAAUCACAGAAGUCUUAAGAAAAUUAAAAGAUCAUGAUUUCAAUAACUAAGACUUUUUCUCUGAAGUAAAUGAUGAAUCGAAAUUAAGUCUAAUUUAAAGUAAACCGAUCAUCGAAUUUCUGUACUUUUUAGUUCAACUUACAUCUAUUGAUAACACUCUAAUUUAAUGCGGGUCUAAUUCAUUAUAUAUAUUAGUUUACAUGAAGGUGGACCUUAGAAAUCAAUGUUUUGAAAAUAUCAGGAUCAAGAAUACUUCUAUAAUUAGAGGUAAUUUUGUCAGAUGUAAUUUCAAUGGAUCUGAAUUUGAUAAUCUAGAUAUUAGUAUACUUAAUUUAAAUAGUGCUUAGAUGUUUGAUUGUAAAUUGAAGAACAUUGAAAUCCAUGAAUUGAAUAAAUUGGAAGGUCAUAGUGGGCGUGUGAAUACAGUCUGUUUCUCUCUUGAAGGAAAUAUAUUAGCUUCUGGUAGUGAAGAUAACUCUAUCCGUCUAUGGGAUAUUAAAACAAAAUAAUAAAAAGCAAAAUUAGAUGGUCAUACUAAUGGAAUCAUGUCAGUCUGUUUCUCUUCAGACGGAAAUACAUUAGCAUCUGGUAGUUUUGAUAACACUAUCCGUCUAUGGGAUGUUAAAACAUGA
Molecule: messenger RNA, 827 nt
Organism: Paramecium pentaurelia
Lineage: Eukaryota; Ciliophora; Oligohymenophorea; Peniculida; Parameciidae
Source: the annotation of a GenBank genome assembly